Molecule: messenger RNA, 858 nt
Organism: Cololabis saira (Pacific saury)
Lineage: Eukaryota; Metazoa; Chordata; Actinopteri; Beloniformes; Belonidae
Gene: fam167ab
Product: family with sequence similarity 167 member Ab
Exons: 3
Coding region: 138-767 (209 amino acids)
Source: RefSeq, a predicted model, not a curated record
GGGGGGGGGGGCUGGCGGCCCGGCUCACGGUCCCCACUGAUGAGAACGCUGGCUUCAAUGAUGGCAAGUUGGACUGCUGCUGCUGCUGCUGCUGCUGCUGCUGCUGCUGCUGCUGGAGGAUCCUCACAAGGUUAACGAUGGAUGCAGCCUCAGCUCCACAGGUUGUCGUGGACGGACCAUCUGGAGUGGAGGAAACAAAUUGUGCAGAAGGUAUAUGUUUGCCUUCAGAUGACCAUCUUACAACACUAAAAGCUCUGGCAGAGAAGUUAAGACUGGAGACCCGGAGACCUUCUUACCUGGAGUGGAAAGCCCAGUUGGAGACCGAUCGCUUCGGAGAGCCUGGAACUGGAAAAUACUCAACCCAAGAGGAUCCCGAUGGGAAACUCGUCUCACACAAACAGCCUGCAUCAGAGUCAGAUGAGCUUCAGCAUCAGCUGCCAUCUGGUGUGCUGAAGGGAUUUGAGAACAUCGAUGAAGCCCUUGCUUGGCUUAGAAGAGAACUGACCGAUAUGCGUUUGCAGGACCAGCAGCUGGCGAGGCAGCUCAUGCGGCUCCGGAGUGACAUCAACAUGCUGAAGAUCGAACAGACGUGCAAUCUGCAUCGCCGGAUGCUGAACGAUGUCACCUUUGGCCUCGAGGAGAAAGACGAGCUGUCCGACCUGCCGUGCGAGUGUCCUGUGACCCCGGGCCUCGGCCUCUCGUCCCCACUCAGACUCAUCGGUGUUACCAAAAUGAACAUUAACUCUCGACGUUUCUCGCUCUGCUAGACGGCUUUUAAAAAAUGGAAAAAAGAAAAAGAAAACCGCCCUAAUGUGUCAGAUACUAAACCCUGUUUAGUUUGGAUUUCACAACAGUGCC